This is a messenger RNA of Kalmanozyma brasiliensis GHG001, 3276 nucleotides long. RefSeq names its product Kinesin, motor domain protein. NCBI's taxonomy places the organism in Eukaryota, Fungi, Basidiomycota, Ustilaginomycetes, Ustilaginales. Gene Ontology annotation, molecular function: microtubule binding; ATP binding; microtubule motor activity. The record is from RefSeq and is a predicted model, not a curated record. Bases 1 to 3276 code for a protein of 1091 amino acids. Gene Ontology annotation, biological process: microtubule-based movement. The transcript has a single exon.
AUGACGGAAUCAUCCAUCAACGUUUGCGUUCGAAUACGUCCCUUCAGCGAGAAGGAGGCAUCACAUCUUGCACCGAAUGAAGAUCACACACCCUUUCUCGGAGAUGGGGGCCUCGCGGGUGGCAUUUCGCCAAACAAGCUUCCACCUUCAGCAGUAGCCUCGACCUCGACACUCAAGACUCGCUUCGUGCGACCCAUCGUCAAGCCUAUGGAUCAAAAAGUGCUCGUCUUUGAUCCUCCCGACACCAACCCGCUCACUCGACUUUACAGCAGCGGGCCAUUAGCGCACGGUGCCAGGCGCAACAAAGACGUUCGAUAUGCCUUCGACCGCGUAUUCGACUCGACAGCAUCUCAGACCGACGUCUUUCGAGAGACUUGCAGCCCGCUGCUCGAUGGCAUUCUGAACGGCUACAACGCAAGUGUCUUCGCAUACGGUGCGACAGGAUGCGGUAAAACGCACACGAUCAGCGGCACACCUGAGGACCCAGGCCUCAUCUUUCUCACCAUGAAGGAGCUCUACGCCCGCAUCCAGGACGCUCGCGACGACUCGGACGUCCAAAUUCGCCUUUCUUAUCUCGAGAUCUAUAACGAGACCAUUCGCGACCUGCUCAGCUCCGAGCCUACACCACCGGGUGCUGGUCUGGCACUUCGCGAAGACGCGAACAACCGUAUUUCAGUGGUAGGCAUCACCGAGCUCAUCCCGGAGAGUCCAGAGAGUGUGCUCCAGUACCUGCAGGAAGGCAACCUCCGACGCACUAUGAGUCCCACCGAGGCAAACGCAGUCAGUUCUCGAUCCCACGCCGUGCUCCAGAUCAACGUCACUCAGAAGCCACGCACCGCCAGCAUGACGGAGCAGACCACCUCGGCCUCCCUCAACAUUAUCGAUCUCGCUGGCUCAGAGCGUGCCUCUGCAACGCGCAACAACGGUGCGCGAAUGAAAGAAGGCGCCAACAUCAACAAGUCGCUGCUCGCACUCGGCAACUGCAUCAACGCCCUCUGCCAGUCGGGCGGCGUGGUUAAGCACGUCCCCUACCGCAAUUCCAAGCUCACCCGCUUGUUGAAGUUCUCCCUCGGUGGCAACUGCAAAACAGUCAUGGUGGUCUGCAUCAGCCCAUCCAGCGCUCACUACGAAGAGACGCACAACGCGCUCAAGUACGCCAAUCAAGCCAAGAACAUCCGCACCAAGGUCAGCCGCAACAUGAUCAACGUCGAUCGUCACGUAGCUCAGUACGUGCAGGCAAUUCACGAGCUCAAGGAGGAGAACGAACGACUGCGCGCUAAGCUGGACGAGCGAGGCACGCUCGAGUCCGCAGCAGAAAAGCGCAAACGUGCAGAGAUGGGCCGAGAAGUGGACGAAGCCAAGAAGCGGAUGCGCGAGAGCACCGACAACGUCACCAGACUCGUAACCGACAAAGCAGGCUUCGAAGCUACAACGGCAGCUGCCGAGACCAAGCUUGCGGAGCUGCGCAAACGCUUGGCUGUCGUCGAAGCCGACCUUCAGCGAUUCAGCAGCAAAAACGAGGUGCUGCCAUCCGACCUCGAGGGUGAACGCGAUGUUCUGCGCAAGAUGGUCGCGGCCGAGGAAGCGGCGCUGAAGGACGAGACCACGUGUGCUGGUGUAAGGAGCCUACUCAAUAGCCUGCAGAUGCAGCGAGGCAUCAUCGUCGCCGCUUCGCACAAUCAGAAGUUUGAUGCAGAGGCAUCCGAGACAGUUCAAACGCUGGGCAACGCCAUGCUGGCAGAGGUCGAGGCGGAGAAGGCGAAGGUCAAGUUCACUGGGCUUCUGGAUGCGCUGCGACGCUCAACGACGGAGUCCACGCAGCUGGUCUCUGCAGCGACGAGGAGCACGAUCGCACUCCGAGAGGUCGCCGGCGAGCUCGAGUACAGGGCUACCGCAACCAACGAGACCGCGAGCAGUGAAGGCACCGCAGAGAUCUCAUCAACGCUCACCUUGCUGGCAUCACAGCUGCGCAGCAUUGCAGGGGAGAACGAAAAGAUCUUCGAGGCCAUGUGCGGAGCAGCGCUGCCCGUAGCCGCGCCUUUGCCCGCAUUUACCGCUGCUCCUUCGACAGCAAGUACAGCUGCAGUACGAACGACGAAGCCGGCGAUCAGCUCAGCCUUGCGACGAUCACCAGCUACGGCGCCAGCCAGCUCAGCGUCUUCCGCGACGAGCUCCUCAGCUGCUCCGGUCGGCUCGACACGAUCCGUCUCGUCUUCAGCGACUGGGUUCAGCCGCGCCACUGCCGCAUCUUCUCGCCGAGCAUCCAUCGCGCCUCCCCUGGCUCGCUCGACCAGCAUGCAAGUCGCGAGCUCCCCUUCCACCCUUCAACCAAGCAACAUCCUGAACACCUCGACAUCACGACCCAGCUUCGCGGCUCCUACCUCUUCUUCCUCUGCCCGAUCGCAGGUCACUACCAGCAGUCCAGCACGAAAGACGGCUGCCACACGCAGAGUCAGCACAGCCGGCGCGACGCGGAGGCUGAGCUUAGUCCGAUCCAGCCGACCAGUUGCUGUAGCCCUACCCGUGGUCGAGGAGAAGAAAAAGUUCCGUUGGGCGGACGAAGCGGGUGAGGGAUCGAUCGACGACAAAGGUCUUGCUCACGGUCCAGCUGCGGAGGACUCCGCAACGACGGGAGACAGUGCGGGUAGCAGCUCGGGUGCUGAAUGGGAGGACGUCUCUGAUGGGCGCACUACACCAGCGCAGUUGGUCAAGCCAGCGACCUCGGUUGCGGCCAAGCCGAUCUCGAGAUCCACAUCGCUCGGAACAGCAUCGAGAGGACUAAGCGCAUUCCCCGAGACCAAAAGAUCUGUGUCAAGCACGUCCACGCUCUCCCCUCUUCGCGAGGCCAGCGGGACAUCCGCCGACGAAGCCGACAUCUCCAACGCCUCCCCCGUUGCGCCGCUCAGACCUCUCAACCCGCGCCCACCCCUCCGCGCAACCACCAACACAGCCGCCUCUGCUCCCGCCGCACGACUGCUCAACGGCUCCUCGUUCCCCGUCUUCCCCGCCACCGUUGACACCGACGGCGCCGUGCCCGUGAAAAAAGCCUUCCCUCGUCCUAGCGCCGGCGGUCCUGGCCCGAUUCGACGCCGCACCCGAACCAGCGUAGCCGUCAUCGGACAGGCCAAUCCGCUGCUCACCCUAGGCGCAGGAGGAGGAACCAUCCCCGGUCAGUCGGUCAACAGCGGUGUCGGCAACCGUGUCAAAGCUAGUCGCGUAUCCAGUGUCCCCGGUAUGCGCAGCGCCACUGUCACCGGCGGAUCCAUGUUCGCCUAA